UUCACUUAUGAUGCUUCGAUUCACUGAUCAUAAAUCAUGUCACAAAGAUAUAUCACGUCCCAUAUAGAAUCUUAUGUCAAGAUUUGUCAAUAACGAUACUCAAUUUUUUUUGUCUUAUACAAUAUAUGUCAUUCAAUGAAUCUCGAGUUUGGACGAACUCUCAACCAAUGAUGUUGCUCAGAUGACGACAACUUAGUUAGAAUUUUUUUAUGAAGGUACUUCAAUAUUACAUAAAUUUGGUCAUUCCAAUUGAAAAUUUAUUGUCUUAGUGUAAGAUCAUAUUUGUCUAUCAAGACAGUCAAUUUAAUAUCUUAUACAAUAUGUACCAAUUGUUAACUCCUGAAGUUUAAUAUAGACUCACCCUCAACUCAUGGUCAUUGUUUAGAUGUUGGUUUAGAAUCUCGGUCCAAGAUACGCACACACUGUCGAGGGUUCUAAUCUUAACAUGGUCCAUUGUUGAAUAAUUUUCUAACUUAUCAAAUAUGCAUUUGCUCAAAUUUAUUUAUCUUUGGUGUUUGUUUUGAGAUAAAAAUUCCAUUACUUAUACUAAUAUCUUCAUUUUGUUGGUGUAAUGCCACAUCUAUUGUCAAUAUCUAAGCAUGAUACUAUACUCUAAGUAAGAAAAUGCUAUAUGGACCACGAAUUAACCGGAUUUGUGGGCAUGAUACUAUACCCUAACCCUUAAUGAGUGAAUCCUAGGUCUUAGUUAUCUAAAUCAUAGAGCUUAACCCCUAAGAUUGUGAAUGUAAUUUGUUGCAUAGAUUUAGCUACAUUAAUUGUUGCAUGUAAUUUUUUGCUAUUUAAUUAUUGUUUUCGUUGAUAGAUACAAACAUUAGAAAGAGAUAGUGUUUGAUAACCAAAACGUAAAAUUAUAUAGUUGGUUUUUCAAAUUCAAUUGAUUAUUAAAUGUUGAUUAUCUAAACUUUCUUCAUUAUAUUUUGUUUAUAAAUUUUUUUAUUACUUAUCUGUGUGUUUAAUUUAUUUUUGUAUCGAAAUGUAACCUAUAUUAAGUUCUAAUAAUAAUAAUAAGAAAAAUUAAUAGAUCAGAUUUAAUCAAAUAUUUUUUUUUAAGCAUUACGAAAUCGAUGAGAAGAACAUCUGAAAAGUAGAAUGAUGAAACCUAUGCGGUUGAUUGAACAGCUUCUAUCCCCCUGCUUUUUUGGAAGGUUGAAAGUCUAUGCGGACGCUGCAGCAUUGGUUUUGGUAUUGUCGGUGGAACGCAAGUGACAGCUGAGCUGGCUCACUCCAUCUCAUCGCAUCUUUCUGGCACAUGCCAUUUAGGGGUGGAUAUUGGUGCGGUUCGGACCGCAUCGCACCGCAUUGAUAUAAACCGCACCGCAUCUUAAUCGAGCCGCACCGCAUUUCGACCGCUAUGUUAUCGGUGCGGUCAAACCAAACCGCAUAAAUUAACGGUUUGAUACGGUUUAGACCGCACCGCAUCUUGACGGUUUGUACAUAAUUAAAUAAAAAUUACUCAGUUUCUAGCCACCAAAACAAACAGAGCAGUAUGUUUAGAGCAUUGUAUUCUAGAGAACACAGUGCCUGUAAUCUUCUGAAAUGCUAAGUUUCUGGAAAGUUGGAUUGAUAUUUCUUCUUCUGGAGAACACAGUCACCAUUCACCAAUCCUAACCUCAGAUCUGUAACAAAUGCAAAUGUGACCAUGAGAUUCCUGCAUUCAUGAAAUUGGUGAACUAAGCUCAGAAAUCAUCACUUGUCACUUGAACCGUAUGGAACCAAACAUUUCGCUAGAAGUAUCCCCAUUCAAAUGUAAGCAAACGUUUCAGCUUUCAUGGCCCUUGUAAGAGCAUUUUCCAGUUUUUCUCUCUGAUGACAUCCAGUUUUGCUCUUGGACUGGAAACCAGAUCCUGAAAAACAACAAAAGAAGGAGAUAAUGAACCCAUUGGCAUCAUCCUGAUAUCAACAUAACCAGGCGCAAAUGGAUGAAACCCAGAACAGUAAAGUUGCAGACGAGAAAAGAGCUGGUUGAGCCAAUGCUCGUCCCAGCUGAUGGAAGAGGAGAAGGCACGAGGCUCUACGUGUCCAAUCUGGAUUAUACGGUGGCGUGCUUGUUUCCCCCCCCCCCCCCUCUAUUUUGUACAGAACAUGUUGUGAUCUUUAACCAAAAACACCACCAUAUAUGCUGAAACCUGAAAGAGCAGAGCCACGUAAAGACCUUCUGCUACUUCUCUUUGUGUAGGCUUCUGUUUGAAUGUAUAUAAAUCAGCUAGUGCUGCUUCCUUUCUGAUGAUUACCGGUAAGUAACCCAUGUUCACAUAUGCUUCAAUGGGCUACUUUGGUUGUGUAUAUUUUCCUCUUUCUGCCGAGAAGCAUGGCUCUGUUCUUCUGGUAAAGUUGAUGCAUCCUAAUCUGGAUUAUGGGGUUACUAGUCAGGACAUUAAGGUAAUCAAACUGCAUUUCUUGGUUCCCUCUUUCAAUGGAUUGCUUCUUUCUCAGGAGGAAUCAAGGGUUGAUUAGGUGGCGUAAGAACCCUUCGACCCAAGAACAACAGUGAGAUUCAGAAUUGAGUUCGACCCUGGAGCUAGAGAGGGCUUCUUUCUCCAACGAAUUGGGAACGAAAACCAUGACUAUAUGGGUUUCGAAGAAAUCACACUAUUCAAAUAUAGAACCAAAGGAGAAAAGCAUACCUGAUCUCGCCGGUACUGGUGUUUUUGACAGUCGGCCAAAGCACCGGAGCUCUGAGAAUAGGAAAGAUCGAGAUGCCUUCGAUCCUAGAAAUCUCCCGCCUCUUGGUGUAUUUGACAGUCCACCAAAGCUGGGGAAGAUGGCGCCGUGGAGAGAAGAUGGCGGAAUGAGAGAAUGGUCAGAUCUGGUGCUUCCGGAGAGAAGAUGGCGCCGUGGAGAGAAGAUGGUGCCGCCGGAGAGAAGAUGGCGUCGUGUCGUCGUUGUCGUCUCGCCGAGUGAAUAGCUGUUGUCGUGUGUUGUGUGGUGAGAAGAGGCGUCUGGCCUAGAUUAGGCGCAUUAGGGAUUAGCGGAUUGUGGUUUCAAACCGCAAACGAGCGGUUUGGGUCAAUCCGAACCGUGAACCGCCAAGGAUUAACGAUCAGACCGCAAAUGAAACCGUUAUUUUAAUGAUGCGGUUUGGAUUGACCGCAUAAGCGGUUUGGGGCGAUUUGGAGCGGUUUGGUCAAACCAAUACCCACCCCUAAUGCCAUUACAGCUUUCGUUCCAUCUGCGCUGGAAAGAUCCUAUUGGAUUGGAUGCUUUUGGUUUAGUAGGAGUGGAAGGGGAGGAUUCGACGCAUAGAAGUUUGGUACCGUUACUAUUUAGGAUAUAUCGAAUAUCAUAUCGAAUUUAUCAUUAUUUGGUAUUACUGAAUACCGAUUUAUCUUUUAACGAUUGAGAUUGUGAUACAUUUUCGAGUGUUAUUCGGUAUUUUCGAUUACGGGAUUGGGAUCGGUAUGAUACCCAAAUAUCGAAAAAACCGAAAAUUAAAAAUUAAUGACACAUAGCACACAACCGUUUGUUAUUCCUCCCUCUUUGACAACUCAAAAACCCCAUCCAAUUCAAUUUCAACUUUUUAGUUUAUGUCACUAGUCUCUCACUCAAUCUUUUGUUAUUUUCAUAACACCAAAAACCGUACACUCUCGUUAGUCUUCUUUCGACCUCCAAUCCGUUGAAUUAAAGAUUACUGAUGACAAGAAACUGAGAUGACCUGUCACCAUCUCCUCUCUUCUCCUUAUCCAUGUACUAUCUUAGGCGAACUCAAGACUUUAGUCUCUUUGUCCUAGAUUAGAUUACAUACUCUAAAUUAUAUAUUUAAUUAUUAAUUGCAAAUACCGAUUGGAAUACUGACAUUACCGAUUAGGAUACCAGAAUAUUUAGAAGGUUGAGAUUAAGAUACUGAAUUAAUUUAGGGAUUGAGAUUGAUUUACAGUGUAAUUUGGUAUUUGAGAUUUCAGUAUUUGGUAUCGGGAUACCGACAAUACCAACUAGGAUACCGACAUAUUUAGGGAAUGGGAUAUAGAAUUAAUUUAGGGAUUGGGAUUGAUUUUAUGGCGUAAUUCGAUAUUCAGGAUUUUGGUAUUUGGUAUCGGGAUAUCAAUAUCGUACUGAUUUCCACCCCUACAUGCCAUACUGUCAUUUUUUGUUUAACGAAAGUUGAUAGGAGAGGGUUACAAAUGAGUCGAGUUUUACCCUAAUUUGAGCUCGGCUAGUUAAUAAACGAGUUGAACACGA
Molecule: messenger RNA, 4197 nt
Organism: Linum trigynum
Lineage: Eukaryota; Viridiplantae; Streptophyta; Magnoliopsida; Malpighiales; Linaceae
Source: the annotation of a GenBank genome assembly